AUGGGAAGUGAUCGUUUUUCUCUCACAGCUUUCAAUUUCAAUAGAUUCCAGGACGGUAACGGUUCUAUACAAGAGGAAGUUGUGUUCCACAGGGAACACAGUACCUUUGCAAUAAUGAAGUUAAUGGGAGUAAUCAACCCUCUUCCUACUACUGAACAUGAGAACGAAGCCCAUUGCUUCAAAGAGCAAAACCAGCAGCAGAAACAUGAUUCCGAAUUUUACAACUUCAUGUUACAAGAGUUCAAUUUUGGACCUGCUUUGCAAUUACAACCAAAACAUCCAUCUCAAGAAACUAAGGAGCUAAAUAACCAGGGAGUGUCAAGUUCACAGCUUGUUGGACACAAUAAGCAGGUGCCACCAUCUUCUCUAGCAUCAUUGGAGCUCCUGAGAAAUUACAGAAACAGGUUCAAGAGGCUAAGGGGGGAAAAUAUAAACAGUACUGAAAUUUCAGUGAGUCCUCCUCAGAAGUUGUCAACUGAAGAAAUAAUAAGAGCUGCUGCAGCAAGGUAUAUCCAGCACCCUGCACAAUGGGACAACAAUUUUUGUGUUCCUAUGCACCCUUAUGGAUUUGGUCUCGGAGGUUUGUCUGAGGAAGAAAAUAGAGACGUUGAACUUGCUCACUUUCUUCUGGCAGUAGCUGACAGAGUAGGCUGCCAACAAUUUGAACGUGCAAGCGUGUUACUUUUCCAUUCUCCAUGGAAUUCAUCAGAUGGUGGAAACUCUCUUCAGAGAGUUAUAUUUCAUUUUGCUAAAGCACUCCGAGAAAGAAUCAACAAGGAAAUAGGGGGAAGGAUGACAUUAAAGGGAUGUGAGAAAAAUAAAGAAAGGGAAAUGAUUCAGAAUUUGGAAUUGGAUACUAACAUGGCCAUUACAUGCCAUCAAAAAAUUCCUUUCAAUCAAGUAAUGCAGUUCGCUGGUGUACAGGCUAUAGUGGAACAUGUUGCAUCCCAAACCAAAAUCCAUGUGAUAGAUCUUAUUAUCGGAUGUGGGGUGAUGUGCACAGCUUUGAUGCAAGCACUGGCAGAGCGAAAGGAAAGGCCAGUUGAGCUUCUUAAGAUAACUGCCAUUGGUCUUAAAGGCAAGAUUGAGCUAGAAGAGACAGGAAAAAGGUUAGUGAGUUUUGCUGAAUCCUUGAACUUGCCCUUUUUAUAUAAGGUCGUUUUUGUUACAGACAUCAUAGAUAUCAACGAAGAUCAGUUUGAAAUCGAUGAUGAUGAAGCUGUGGCUAUCUACUCUCCAUAUAUACUGAGGACUAUGGUAUCAAGUUCUGAUUCCUUGGACAACUUGAUGCGGGUGAUAAGAAAAAUCAGACCAUGUAUAAUGAUAGUCCUUGAAUUGGAAGCAAACCAUAAUUCACCCUCCUUUGUGAAUCGCUUCAUCGAAGCAUUUUUCUUCUUCUCCGCUUAUUUUGACUGCGUUGAAACCUGCCUAAACGAGGAUUAUGAGUGCAGAAUGAAAAUCGAAGCAAUAUUAUCUGAAGGGAUACGAAACAUUGUUGCUAUGGAAGAGGGAGAAAGGAAAGUUAGGAAUGUAAAGAUAGAUGUUUGGAGAAGGUUCUUUGCAAGGUACAGAAUGGUGGAAACUGGAUUUAGCGAGUCAUCUUUGUACCAAGCUUACUUGGUUGUCAAAAAGUUUGCUUGUGGGAAUUUCUGCACUCUAGACCAAAACGGGAAGUGUCUUAUAAUUGGUUGGAAGGGUAGCCCAAUUCAUUCAAUCUCAGCUUGGAAGUUUCUUUAAGAUUGUUU
This is a messenger RNA of Gastrolobium bilobum, 1745 nucleotides long. Its product is annotated as DELLA protein RGL1-like. The transcript has a single exon. The record is from RefSeq and is a predicted model, not a curated record. Gene Ontology annotation, molecular function: DNA-binding transcription factor activity; sequence-specific DNA binding. Gene Ontology annotation, cellular component: nucleus. NCBI's taxonomy places the organism in Eukaryota, Viridiplantae, Streptophyta, Magnoliopsida, Fabales, Fabaceae. The coding region runs from base 1 to 1737 and encodes 578 amino acids. Gene Ontology annotation, biological process: regulation of DNA-templated transcription.